CAGGGAAGUCGGUUGUGUUCGCACACACGUGCACAUCACAUGCGACACACGUGUCCAGUGCACCCAUUUCAGACUCUCAUGCCACGUCGAGCACAGCAUUGUCGAUGCCAACCACACUCCGCGAGGACUUGGCCUGGACACACACCAUCCAUCCAUCCAUCCACACACAAAACAGGUAGAGAUGGAAACAUCAUGAUCCACACUGACGAACACAUUCCUGUACAUAUCCAAGGCAGCAUCCUCUCUCACCUCAUUCGCCUUGACGAGGUUGCUCCAGAUGUAGUAGUGCAAUAUCCGCAGCCUGAACGAGACACGCACGGCGAACGCACCAACCAAAUUGCACACACACAGCCAGCCAGCCAGCCGCGUUCACACGAGGGAAGUCUUAACUUACUUGUCUGGUUCGUCGUUCCAUCCAAAGGACUCAGUGAGCUCUUGGUAUUUCUGCGCCUUGGUCUCCGUCACAUUCCUACACACACAGACAAGAGCGAGACACGUCAGCAGUUUCUUCGUCUGUGUCUUCAUUCCCUCACUUUUGCACCUCCGCCUCUCGCACUUUGACCAGAUAGUCGCCGAACGACGUCGCGUUGGCCUGGGAUGGUUGACGGAGAGCGUCCUAACAUGAGUGCUGUGUAUCUGCGUCAAGUUACCAGGACGACUUGUGCGAAUGCGGCUGCAUCGGCGCCGAUCUUCUCUAUCUCAGCUUGGAUCAGGGCCACCUGUACACAGCAACAAGAAAGCCUCGCUGGUCCAUGGACCGCCGGCUGCAGCAGCAGCCCACCCCGUCCCGCCCACCUCUCUGUUGUUGGCUUCCGUUCUCUGCGAUUGUAGCGUGAGGAUCUUAUCAAGGAUGGCAUCCUCAAACUGACAAUACAUACAUUCAUCCAUUUGCAGGCAGGCGUGUAGGUUUGUGGGUUGGGUGUGCCAUCUGUCCUCCUUGUUGGCCACUUACGGGGUCCUGCAGGUCGAUCUCUCUCAGCUGCAGCUCGUGAACGAUGAAGUAGCCCGUCCCCUCCAACUGAGACUUGAUGUUCAGCAGCAGUGUCGCUGCAUACACACCCACCCACACACAUACAUACACACACACACACACACCACGCACAUGAAAGGGGCAGGGAGGCAUGUGCGUGCACCCACCAGCAAUGGUCUCUCGUUGUUCAAAGAAGUCCAAGGCUUCGAAGAGUGUGGUGGUGUCCUUGAUGAUCCUCUGUGUCCACCCCACCACCCAGUUCAGCCAGUGCUCGCCCCACUGCAGGUACAGACGCGGCAACUCCUCCCGACGCAACGAUAUCUGACACCAAUACCGACCCGCACAACAACACCAGCCCGCCAUGAGCACAUCAACGAUUGUAUGCGUCCUCUUUGUGCUGGCUUUGUGUGUGUGCGGACGGAAGGACGAACAAUCGCACCUGCAGUGAGAGGUCGAGGAAGACGUUCUGCCCGUUGCCUGACCAGCAGGCCAGCUGCGGGCUGUUGCUGUCGCCAUUCUUGAACUCAAUCGUCACAUGCCCGCGGGGGUAGUGGAUGAACGACCGCCCCAGCCCCACUGCGGACACAAAAGGCAAUGUACACACAUGGCCGCGAAUGCUGCAGCCAUAGGCAGCCAUGCUCACCAAGGUAGCGGCCGCUGUCCUUGAUUCGGUCGGUGAGGAUCUUCUUGUAGGUGUUGUCGUAGACUAUCUGCAAGCCAACAGAGGGAGGGAGGGGGAUGCCAUCCUUGCUCGCCGCGGCUGACCUACCCCAUACUGUCUUGGUUCGACGACGCCCCAGCUGAUGGAGAAGAGCACAAUGGAUGUGAUGAACAGCACACAGAAACACCCACCGGACGCAGAAAGGACCCGCCAGUCCGAAAAGUCCACCAU
Molecule: messenger RNA, 1862 nt
Organism: Vitrella brassicaformis
Lineage: Eukaryota; Vitrellaceae
Source: the annotation of a GenBank genome assembly